Messenger RNA from Scatophagus argus, 2212 nucleotides. RefSeq names its product stonustoxin subunit beta-like. The transcript has 4 exons. The record is from RefSeq and is a predicted model, not a curated record. Gene Ontology annotation, molecular function: protein binding. Lineage: Eukaryota; Metazoa; Chordata; Actinopteri; Scatophagidae. The coding region runs from base 95 to 2212 and encodes 705 amino acids.
GGCAGCUCCAGCUGGAAGCCAAGAAGAAGAAGAAGGAGAAGAAGACUUGCACACAACUCAGCUCAUCAGCUCACACCUUCACCAGGUUGGAGAAAUGGCCUCUGAUAACAUGAAGGUUGUUGCCCUGGGUCAACCUUUCACCCUAGGAAUGCUCUAUGAUGCUCGGAAAAAUGAGCUUCUCCCAGGUUUGAGACUGUGGGAUGAUGAAACUCUACAAGCAAAAAUAACUGAAACCAGUAAGCCCUUCAGUGAAUUUGAAAUUACUGCAUCUGACACCAUUGAAUCCAGGUCUUCCAUGCUGAAAGUUGAUGCUUCUCUCAAGGCCAGUUUCCUUGGGGGACUGAUUCAAGUUGGAGGAUCUGCCAAGUAUCUGAAUGAUAAGAAACAGUUCAAAAAUCAGAGCAGAGUGACGUGUCAGUACAAAGCUACCACCAACUUCAAGGAGUUGUCAGUGUUAGACCUUGAAAACCUGAACAACCAGCAGGUAGAUGUUAUUGAGAAGGGCUCAGCAACUCAUGUAGUCACAGGCAUCCUGUAUGGGGCAAAUGCUUUCUUUGUGUUUGACAGUGAAAAGGUAGAUGCCAGCAGCGUUCAGGACAUCCAGGGCAGCAUGGAAGCUGUGAUAAGGAAGAUCCCCUCAUUUAGUAUUGAGGGCAGAGUUGACAUCAAGCUGACAGAAGAAGAAAAAGAUCUGACCAACAAAUUCUCCUGCAAAUUCUAUGGAGAUUUCAUUCUUGAAAGCAACCCUGCAACAUUUACAGAUGCAGUGAAGACCUACGUAGAACUUCCAAAGCUACUGGGAGGGAAUGGAGACAACAGUGUUCCACUGGAGGUCUGGCUGAUGCCACUGAACGUUUUUCACUCUAAAGCAGCUGGGCUGGUGAGUGGGAUCAGCGUUGGACUGGUGAGGAAGGCACAGGAUGCUCUGCAGGAAUUAAGAGAAAUCAGAAUGAGGUGCAAUGAUUCUCUGGUUGACAAAGUGGUGCAGAAUUUUCCACAGAUUCAAGCUGAGUUAACCAGAUUCCAACAGUUGUGUGAUUACUAUGAGUCCAACCUCAAGCGGACCAUGGCAGAGAAAUUCCCCCUCAUCCGUGAAGGUAAAGAAGAUGAGAGCUCAGUAAACCAACUCCUCGACGACAGACAGAAGUCACCAUUCAGCUAUAAAAAUCUAGACAAGUGGCUGGAUCAGAAAGAGAGAGAAAUCAACAUCAUCAAGUCCUGUGUAGAUACCAUGGAUGGAAUGAAGAUUGUCCAAAGUCAGUCAGAGCUGGACAGAGAGGUUCUUGCUCCAGGUGUAGAAGAGGCCCUGUGCUUUGUUUUCACUUCCCUGGAGGUCAAGACCAGGGUCCCUGACCCUGGUCUUGAUGUGAUGGAUGCCUUCUUGGCGGCACAUAAAGUUAAAAGCACCGGUGAAGACCUGUGGUACUACUCAGAUGAAAGAAUAACCAAAAUGAGAGAAAAAGCAGAAAUUGUUCGUGGUUUUGCCAAAGCACUGAAGGGCAGCAGCCGAUUUCUUUUCCUGAUAGGAGCCAUUGAUAACAACAAACACAAAGGAGCAACCAUCUACCAUUACAGAAAUGGCAUCCUGGUCACUGAUGACUUUUCAAACCCCGACCUUCCUCCUGUGAAGAGCAUCACAGACAGUAAAGAUUUGAUUUGGUAUGCCACUGAUCUCACCCUGGAUCCAGACACUGCAUACAACAAACUCAUUCUGUCUCAAGAAAACAAAAAGAUAUCCUAUGGAAACUGGCAGUCGUAUCCUGAUGUCCCAGAGAGGUUUAAUGAACUUCCUCAAGUGUUGUGCAAAGAGGGGUUAACUGGGCGCCAUUACUGGGAGGUGGAGUGGAGCAAUACUUCUAAUGAUUCUGUGUAUGUAUUGUUAGGGUACAAGGGAGUUGAUAGAAAAGGAAAAGGUAAAGGGGCCGAACUUGGAAAUAAUGAUAUAUCGUGGGUUUUUGGCAAAAGAUCUGAUACAAACACACUUAAGACCUUUCAUAAUGAUAAGGAAAUAAAAUUACCUAUUCCCUCUGGAGGCCUCAAUAGAGUUGGGGUGUUCCUGGACUGCCCUGGUGGCACUAUGUCCUUCUACAAAGUCACCUCUAACAGACUGAGUCACCUCCACACCUACAGCGCCACAUUCACUGAGCCUGUUUACCCAGGCCUGUGGGCUGCACGCGACAACAACUAUGCAUACUUUUGUUCAUUUGCAUAA